GAAUAUUUUUUUUUUCUUCAUCAUUUAGAUAUAAAUACGCAUCCAUACACACUCUUUGUUUCUUUAUCUAUUAUUUCUUUAUAUAUCAUGAGUAAUCUUAACUGGUGCACAUACUGUGAUAAUGCUAUCAACUCCUUUUCUAAUUCUCUGUAUUGCUCUGAAGAGUGCUUAAGAUCAGAUGCUCUUAACCAUCAUCCACUUUUGGGCUAUGACUAUGCUGAACUCAAAGACUUUCCUCGUUCCUCACCUGUACUCAGUGCCACAACAUCUUCUUCUUCAUCUACUCGAUCUCUAUCGCCACUCAUGUCUCCCACUCCUUCAUUCAAGGAACCUUCUAAUUUCAACUUGAAUUUUGACCAAGGAGAAGAACAAGAAGAUUCUGUUUACCAACACAUUUAUCUUCAGAAGCCCACUCAUCAAAAGCAAAUCAAGAAAAACCAUCAAAAACCUAUACCCAUUUACUUGCAAUCAUGGACAGUAACACACAACGAAAGCGUCUUUUAAUACAAACAAAAACAAACAAAUAUACCCCCCUCUUCUUCUUGUCAACAUCAAUCUAUUCUACUGUUAAAAAAAUCUUAUCUAUUCAUUGCUUCAUUUUACACAACUUGCAUUUUUCUUUCUCUUGUAUAAUAAAAAAAAAAAUUAUUGAUAAUCUAACCCCCCUUGCUCUUAUCAGAUUUCUAUAAUCCAAUCAGUAUGCAGUGAUUUAUCUGAUUAUUCCUUUUGAUCCUGACUUUAAACCUUGAUUAUGACUC
Molecule: messenger RNA, 758 nt
Organism: Gilbertella persicaria
Lineage: Eukaryota; Fungi; Mucoromycota; Mucoromycetes; Mucorales; Choanephoraceae
Exons: 2
Coding region: 88-504 (138 amino acids)
Source: RefSeq, a predicted model, not a curated record